UCACGAGCGCGCCCUGCAAUGAGGGCAUCAUCUGGUCCAAGCACAACUCGAGCAAACUGGAGGCAGCCCUGCAGAAGGCGCACAUGCCUGCCCCCAACCCAGCCAACCACAUGCACCGCCCUGCACAGCAGCACCUGCAUGUCGUACCUCCACAGCCCGGGCAUCACCGGUGUGACCAUCCUGAAGCCCGCCUUCUUCAAGCAGUACCCGGGUAUGGAGUUUGUGUACAGCGGCUCCAACCCUCGCAUCUACGUCGGCCGCGUCAUGCCCAACCCCGACCCCGCCACCCGUGAGCAGCACCUGGAGAUCUGCUACCUGGCGCCCAAAGAGCCCUAGACGGUGGGCUUCCCACCAGCCUUCCCAUGGCCGUCCAAACAAUAUGGAAUGGGGCGGACCCCUUCACACAGGGUCCCCCCCAUGGUCUGUCUCGAUAGGGAGACGCCAGUUAUGCAAGUAACUGGUGGGCGGGUCCGACCCCCGCACAGACCGUGGUCAUGAUCUGUAGGGGCCAAUGUGAUCACUGGGCAGGUGAUGAGCGGAAUUAGCUUAGACACGUCCGGCAGGGAAACGUCAUGUCAGUUGGUGGGGAACCUGUCAGGUGUGUGUACCUAAUAAAUGGACCUCUUGUCAGGUAGAGCGGAAUUCAGCGGAAUUAGCUUGUCGGUCUGUGCGGGGGUCGGACCUGCCCACCAGUUAUGACUGGCGUCUCCCUAUCGAGACAGACCAUGGGGGCAGACUUCAAAACAGACUUCCAAAAGGGUCGUGUCAACUGCCAACGUCGCGUCAUCGUGUCGUGCCAACAUCGUGUCGUGGACGCGUGACCCUGAUCCAAGCUAAUUGUGGUCGUGAUGUGUAGGGGGCGAUGUGACCAUUGGACAGGUCGAUUGAGCGGAAUUAGCUCAGUUGGGAGAGCGUUAGACUGAAGAUCUAAAGGUCGCUAGUUCGAUCCUGGCAUUUCGCACGCUGCAACAGCGUCCCGAUACCAGCCCUGAAAGGGGGUGUCUGGUGAGGAACUUCUGGGCUGCCAUGGGGUUGGUCCUCGUCUUGGAUGUCCGCCGGGUUUCCGGAGCCCAUCCUGGCGGAUAUUGGGAAACACCCCACAAGCAGAACUAGGGGCCAAACGCAGCAGUACGAGGCUCAUAUGUGCACGCUAUGAUGUAAUAAGCACAAACACAGCGUAGGAGCUAAGUUGCGCAUCCGGGCGUGGACGUGUCAGGACAUGGCUCCACAUUCAACACAUGCGCACUGACACAGCUGGGCUCUGAAGCGCUGGUGCGCAUGAAUUCACAUCUAACAAGGCUGCAGAUGCACAUUGUCCAUUCGUCACACAGCAGAGAGUUGAGCGCGGGGUGGUCUGGGUCAAGGGGAUUUCCAUGGAUAGGAUCCCGCCCGAACCAAAGUCUCAGAACAGGACCACUGAUGGCACGGAGUGGUAGUGCUCGUCAAGAGGAGUCGUUUGACACCACUUUGGUAUUAAAUGGAGGGGUUUUAACCGCUGAACAACAAGGUUUUGUCCAUCAGGGUGUCGGUCGUCCCCUCAAGGGGGGUCCCGGGGGAUUUCGGGGCAUGGGGUCUGGCACUUUGUUUCCUAACCCCCCCCCCCCCUGACUGAACUACCCGGAUACCCGGGAAAUCUUUUGCUGGGGUGAGACUAAGAGACUAUUGCUGACUAGCUCAAGCUAAUUCCGCUCCAUGACAACAAUGCAUUUAUGGGUUACAGACCCCUGACCGGUUCCCCACCAACUAACACGACGUUUCCCUGCCAGAUGCGAAGUUUUGUUGGUUGACGCGAUGUUUCGGGUGCCCAUUGCACUCGCCCAUUGUAUAUAUUAAACAUGGAAUAUUUUGUAGACUUUAUUUUACACUCUACACAUGUUAAUGACGAGUGUGGUGGAAACGAAUGCGUACGUAGACCAGAGCGGAUGGCGGAGUGGGCUUGCAGGCGGCACGAGAGUAGGCAGUCAGUAGCGCAAGUUGCGAAUUCACAUGUUACCUUGUAACCGACGGUAAACGCUGUGGAUGGUCGCGCCCAUGGCUGGCUGACGGAAAGCGGCUGCUGUAUUGGGAUGGCUGGGCUGGACGACGGCGGCCGGGUGUUGCUUGGGACUAAUAGAAAGGAUGUGCCCAAAACCAACCUGGAGAACACCAGCGCCAUGUGCAUGUGUUUAAACUGGUGGGCGGGUCCAACCCCCGCACAGACCGACAAGCUAAUUCCACUAUUUUGGUCACUUUGGUGACAUGCAAGUUUUCCAUACAGUCCAUAUGGAAGCCUUGUGAGAGCUCAGUCGUGUCUAAGCUAAUUCCGCUCAACACCUAUACCUGCCCAGAGGUCACAUUGGCCGUUACACAUCAGUU
Molecule: messenger RNA, 2355 nt
Organism: Chlamydomonas reinhardtii
Lineage: Eukaryota; Viridiplantae; Chlorophyta; Chlorophyceae; Chlamydomonadales; Chlamydomonadaceae
Exons: 1
Coding region: 139-336 (65 amino acids)
Source: RefSeq, a predicted model, not a curated record